Rhinolophus ferrumequinum (greater horseshoe bat) is the source of this 2095-nucleotide messenger RNA. RefSeq names its product pleckstrin homology domain containing B1 (gene PLEKHB1). The transcript is spliced from 8 exons. Gene Ontology annotation, cellular component: membrane. Bases 196 to 870 code for a protein of 224 amino acids. The record is from RefSeq and is a predicted model, not a curated record. NCBI's taxonomy places the organism in Eukaryota, Metazoa, Chordata, Mammalia, Chiroptera, Rhinolophidae. Gene Ontology annotation, biological process: regulation of cell differentiation.
GCCAGGAAGAAGGGACUUGGCCAAGGUUAUGGCACUGAGAUUGGAAUCCAGGCUCCUGACCCUCACCCCCGUCCCAGCACAGCGGUGCCUGCCCUGCUGAUACCACAGGACAGCGCUGCCAUUAUCUGCCUGGAGCGGAGAACGGGGAGGAGACAGGUCCCGCCGGACUCUAUCCUGGAAAGUCCUUUUGAAGAAAUGGCCCUGGUGAGGGGCGGCUGGCUGUGGAGACAGAGCUCUAUCCUCCGCCGCUGGAAGCGGAACUGGUUUGCCCUGUGGCUGGAUGGGACCCUGGGCUAUUACCAUGACGAGACUGCGCAGGACGAGGAGGACCGCGUGCUGAUCCGCUCCAAUGUUCGCAACAUAAAGAUCGGUCAAGAGUGCCAGGAUGUGCAGCCCCCAGAGGGCCGGAGCCGAGAUGGCCUGCUGACCGUGUACCUACGGGAAGGCUCCCGACUGCAUCUGUGCGCGGAGACCAAGGACGAUGCCAUAGCUUGGAAGACGGCACUACUGGAGGCGAACAACACCCCGGCCCCAGAUGGAGCCACCGUCCCUCCCAGGAGUCGCCGGGUUUGCCCCAAGGUCAGGUGUGUGACCCGCUCGUGGACCCCCUGUAAGGUUGAGAGGCGGAUCUGGGUGCGUGUCUACAGCCCGUACCAGGACUACUAUGAGGUGGUGUCCCCCAACGCGCAUGAGGCCACAUAUGUCCGCAGCUACUAUGGACCACCCUACGCAGGCCCUGGCGUGACGCACGUGGUAGUGCGGGAGGAUCCCUGCUACAGCGCUGGCGCCCCGCUGGCCAUGGGCAUGCUCGCAGGGGCCGCCACGGGCGCAGCGUUGGGCUCGCUCAUGUGGUCGCCCUGCUGGUUCUGAGUCCUGAGACUCGGCGAGUGGACCCUGCGCAUAGAACGACAGACCUUUUUUCCUCCUUGACCCCACCCUCCAAUAUCCAAAACCUGCCCUUCCUCUCCAUUAGCCCCUUCUGAACUUGGACGAUCCCUCCUACUCCCCACACCCUCACCCCAAAACUGGAAGAAGCUAUCAUCCCAGGCACACACUUAACUCAAAAUCCUUGUAUCUACCGCCAGAUGCCCCAGAAAUCCGUAACAGACACAUAUGGAUAUGUUUCCCCAAUACACAGCAGGAUACAGAAAACACAACUCAUGUGGCUUCAAGUUCCCCAGACUCUCGAGACACAUGAUUCAAGUUCUUCCCUCAGGUGGCUCCAGGCUUGGUGGGGGAAAACGGGUAAACACUUGACAAGGCGGAGUUAUCAGUCCUUGGACAGUGUGAGGGCAGAGAGUGAGGAAGGAAGGCUAGGAGCAAAGUUGUUGGGAAGAGUGAAGAGCCAUGACCAUCACGGCAUGUCCAAAGAAUUCAAAAGGAGUUCAUUUGGGCUGGGGUGGGGACAGGGGCUCAGAUCACAAUGCCCCUCCAGGCUAGGAAGCUUGCUGGGUAAGGAGGUGAUGUGAGGUUUUUUUGGAGGGAAGUCUCACGAUUGCACCUAUAAUGGAUAUAUUGCCUGUUUUUGUUAAUACUGAUACAUACCCAAACCCAAAACACUCCCCGAGUUUAGCCCCAUCCUUCCCACUACUAGCUUACUGGGUGCCGUUCCUUUGGUGGUCAGAAAGCACCUAUUUCCCAUGUCAGGGUGCGUGGGGCAGCAAGUAAGCUGAACCUGGGAUCCCCUUGCUUGGAGGGGGGCAGGUGAGACCUAUUUGGGACCCCCAUCCCUAGGAAGGUGCCUCCAUUGGGAAAUGCACUUCUGCUCCCCAGAAGCUUGGACCUCUGUCCAUAGUGUGACUGUCACCAUCUCAGGCUGUGUCUCCUUCACUCGGGGGUAGAUGGCAGUGUUCACUUCUGGGUCCUCAUCCACCUUUGUCUCAGCCCAGGAGGCCCCACCCACAUGUGCGUCCCUGCGGGUGGCCCAGCAGUCUCCCCAUUUGGUCCCCUUCGUCUCCUCCCCCAUCCUGUCCUAAUCACCAUAGAAAUGCUAACGUUCUUACCCAAGUAGCCAGCGUAGCCUGCUAAUGUUCCCCUGUAGAAAGGGGCUCUAGUGGCCCUGCUGCAGAAACUAAUAAAGGUGUGGUUGGUUCUA